AUGCAGCUCGUGGGGCUGAUGAUGUCUCCUCAGCCGGCGUACGGAAAAGAAACCGUCGAGUUCCUUGCCUCCCUCCAAGUAAACUUCUACGAGCCCGACGAGAUAACAUGGAGGACAACGGACGUGUUCCAUUUCGAUCACAAGGAGGGCCGAGAGACAGAGUUGGAUACUUCAGCAGCAGAACUCCAGGUCUUCUGGAUGAUGAUUGGUAUCGGCGAGUACAAGUCCAGCACGGCGAAGAGCACCCACAUAAGGAAUUCCACGCUGAGAUACGUCCACAAGGCCCUCACUCACACCAUUUAUGCGAGGAGAGAUGUGACAAACAUCAACGAGAAGGAGCUUUUUCUGAUGAACAAUGGGGUGGUGAAGUUCUUGCACACGCUGCAGACGGAACAAAGAUGGUUGAAGAUCGGUCCGACAACAGCAUGGCGACCUACCUGCUCAAGAGUUUCCUCAGCUACAGAGAGUAUGCCCUUUCUCUGGACAAGAUCGGAAAAGGAGGAAGUGGGCAGCUCAUACCUCUGCAAAACCACUUACCUCAGAGGUCAGCCGAUCAACGGGCGCCACAACUAUCAGUUCGCUUACGGCCCGUUCGACUACGAGUUGGCGAGUUUCUUUUUGCCGAACAAGGAGUUGACUUACCUCACAGUUAGGGAGAACGUGGAUUUCGAGCCGCCUAUUGAAGCUAUCCAAGAACAAGGCCAAGAGGAAGCUGAUCAUGUUAACCCGAGGGCCGCGGAGCGCGAUGGAGAAAUCUCAGGAGAUGAUGAGCUCCCAGAUGAGUACAAAACCAGAGGUUCCACUUCGGGGAUCACGAACUUGAGGAAGAAAGUGUGUUUGAGGAGACCCAAGAGGAUGCAUUGGCUCUCAAUGGAAAAUGUCUAA
Messenger RNA from Microthlaspi erraticum, 885 nucleotides. The record is from the annotation of a GenBank genome assembly. NCBI's taxonomy places the organism in Eukaryota, Viridiplantae, Streptophyta, Magnoliopsida, Brassicales, Brassicaceae.